UCAAACCAACAACUGCACAACCAACUUUCUUGUUAUCAACCUCAACCAUCAACGCUGCUUUCUUCACUUUUCGCGUCUCUUAACCAAAUGGAGACCAGCAAACGUAGUCCUACACCAGAAAACUACACACCUGAAGAUCCAGAUACCGCAGCUGCUCGCAAAGAAUUAGGACAAACUGUCAUUUCGGAGAAAUCUGAUCAAUCUACAAUGUCCGCCGCACCGUCAGACCCCGCGCCCAACGCCGCGGCAAGCGUUGAUAAGGCACCCACCAAGGCGUCAACCCCCGAUCGCGAGUCAGUUGAACGCCAAAGCAGCGAUCUCAAAGAACAAGUUUCGUCGCCGAAGAAGAAGCGUGCUCACGAUGAGGUCGAUGAGCCCAGAGACGCAACUUCUGACGCAAAUGGCGAUGUCUCUCCUAUCGGUUCUCACGCUGGCGCUUCUCUAAGCCGCACCGAACGGUCGGAGCCAGAGAAAAAGCGUCCUCGAGAUGUCUCGAGCGAGUCCAAGGUGAACUCGGAUGCAAUUGCUGUACCAUCCGAGUCUGAACAAAUUCCGAAGAACGAUAAAGAAGGCGAGAAGCAGGCAGUAUCUACGGGACGUACCAAUCCCGAGAAAGAGAAGGUCGUCACGACAUCCGCUUCUGCCUUUAGCUCUUCUGGAAUCGCCGGGUUCGCUUCCCAAGCCUCGCCCUUUCUACAAGCUGGCUCGACACCUCUAUCCUCCUUCGCCAGCCCCUCCUCUUCUCCGUCGCCCUUUGGUACCGCCGCUACUACGAAGCCUACUACAUCAGUAUUUGGCAGCAGCGCGUCCAACGGAGCAACUUCUCCCUUCGGCCGAGUAGGAGAAGUAACAACAACAUUUGGGAGCACUCCCUUUGGCGGAUCUUUCGCCAGCAAACUUGGGGGCCCUACCUUCGCUAGCUUUGGCAAGCCAGGCGAGUCGUUUAAGAGCAACAAGCCAGCCAAGCCAUUCGGAGCGCCUGUUAGCGAGGAGGAGGAUAAUGACGAGGAGGAAAGCAGCUCUGGCGACGAAGAGGCUGCCGAUAACGAAGACCACGAAGCCGUAGAAGAGAAGGCCGUGGCUGUUGAUGAUAAGAAGAAGCCUAAGCUCCAGCGUGUGGCUAUCGACGACGGCGAGACUGGCGAAGUUACUAUCUUGCAAGUCCGCGCGAAGAUUUUCCACCUGGAUAAGGCCAACUCUGUUUGGAAAGAGCGAGGCGCGGGUAACUUGAAAAUCAACGUACCCGAUGAUUCUGUCACAUACGCCAAAGAUACAGGUCUACCUGUCCCCGGCAGCUUCAAGGCCUCUGCUCUUAAGGAUGGCAAGUCCAAUGUCGUUCGUCUGGUUAUGCGACAGGACUCGACCCACCGGUUGAUUCUCAACACGGCUAUCAUCCCGGGUAUGGAGUUCCAGGAAAAGUCUGGGCUGAAGGCGACCGGUGUGCUGUUCACCGCCCUUGAAGAUGGUGGCGCCGUAAGCAUCCAGCUCAAGAUGAAUGCGGUCAAUGCCAAGAGCUUCCUCAAUGAAAUCGGGAAGAUACGACGCGAACUCCAGUCAGUCUAGAAUGCUACUGAGUCCGUUGCUAUCGUCACGAAAGUCGACGCGGCAAAUAGCGCACUGCCCGAGACUUCAAUCGACCCUGUCAAUGCACCUGAGAACGCAUCUGAUGGCAUCUCCGAUAGCACUCCUAAAGGCACAUCUCACGAUGGGUCUGGUGAUGAAUCCAACACAUCUGCCACCAAGGAGACGGCUAGUAUCAAUGACGACUUACCCGAUUAUGAAUACUACGAGGCACUCGAGGUAGCGUCUUGCGCUGGAACAAACAAUACUGAGGAUCGUGGGGUAUCUGAUGAU
Messenger RNA from Annulohypoxylon truncatum, 1854 nucleotides. RefSeq lists its product as uncharacterized. Gene Ontology annotation, cellular component: nuclear pore; cytoplasm. The record is from RefSeq and is a predicted model, not a curated record. The coding region runs from base 88 to 1563 and encodes 491 amino acids. Gene Ontology annotation, molecular function: GTPase activator activity. Lineage: Eukaryota; Fungi; Ascomycota; Sordariomycetes; Xylariales; Hypoxylaceae. The transcript is spliced from 4 exons. Gene Ontology annotation, biological process: intracellular transport.